UCCUGGGAGACCAUAUAUAGUGAAUGCAGGGUCCAGAGAGACCAGAUAUAGUGGAUGCAGGGUCCGGGGAGACCAGAUAAAGUGAAUGCGGGGUCCGAGGAGACCAGAUAUAGUGAAUGUGGGGUCCUGGGAGACCAGAUAUAGUGAAUGCAGGGUCCGGGGAGACCAGAUAUAGUGAAUGCGGGGUCCAUGGAGACCAGAUAUAGUAAAUGCAGGGUCCAGGGAGACCAGAUAUAGUGAAUGCAGGGUCCGGGGAGACCAGAUAUAGUGAAUGCAGGGGUCCAGGGAGACCAGAUAUAGUGAAUGCGGGGUCCAGGGAGACCAGAUAUAGUAAAUGCAGGGUCCGGGGGAGACCAGAUAUAGUGAAUGCGGGGUCCAGGGAGACCAUAUAUAGUAAAUGCAGGGUCCAGGGAGACCAGAUAUAGUGAAUGCAGGGUCCGGGGAGACCAGAUAUAGUGAAUGCAGGGUCCAGGGAGACCAGAUAUAGUGAAUGCAGGGUCCGGGGAGA
This is a messenger RNA of Staurois parvus, 508 nucleotides long. NCBI's taxonomy places the organism in Eukaryota, Metazoa, Chordata, Amphibia, Anura, Ranidae. The record is from the annotation of a GenBank genome assembly.